CGCGCGACCCAGCGAGCGGCGCUCGGGGGCCCAAGGCGGCUGUGGCUAGGCGGGUCCGCGCUCCUGGGCUCCUCGGCGUGACGGCCGCGCCCGCUUUCUUCCAGCCAGCCGCCGAGACCGCUCCCGGGACGCAAAGAUGCCGGCCGUAUCCAAGGGCGAGGGGAUGCGAGGCCUAGCGGUCUUCAUCUCCGACAUCCGCAACUGUAAAAGUAAAGAAGCUGAGAUAAAGAGGAUAAACAAGGAACUGGCAAAUAUUAGAUCAAAAUUUAAAGGUGACAAGGCUCUUGAUGGCUACAGUAAAAAGAAGUAUGUCUGCAAGUUGCUCUUCAUCUUUCUACUUGGUCAUGACAUUGACUUUGGACACAUGGAAGCUGUGAAUCUUCUGAGCUCAAACAGAUACACAGAAAAGCAGAUUGGCUACCUUUUCAUCUCUGUAUUGGUGAACUCGAAUAGUGAACUGAUCCGCUUGAUUAACAACGCCAUCAAGAAUGACCUUGCCAGCCGCAACCCCACGUUUAUGGGCCUGGCCCUGCAUUGCAUCGCCAAUGUGGGGAGCCGUGAGAUGGCAGAGGCCUUCGCUGGAGAGAUCCCCAAGAUCCUCGUGGCAGGAGACACCAUGGAUAGUGUGAAGCAGAGCGCAGCUCUUUGCUUGUUGCGCCUGUACAGGACAUCGCCUGACCUAGUUCCCAUGGGCGACUGGACAUCUCGCGUGGUACACCUCCUCAAUGACCAGCACUUGGGGGUAGUGACUGCUGCAACUAGCCUCAUCACCACACUGGCCCAGAAGAAUCCUGAGGAGUUCAAGACCUCUGUCUCCCUAGCCGUCUCCCGACUGAGCAGAAUUGUGACGUCUGCAUCAACAGAUCUUCAGGACUAUACUUAUUACUUUGUCCCAGCUCCUUGGCUGUCAGUCAAACUUCUGAGACUGCUGCAGUGCUACCCACCCCCAGAAGACCCUGCGGUGCGUGGCCGCCUGACUGAGUGCUUGGAGACCAUCCUGAACAAGGCCCAGGAGCCACCCAAGUCCAAGAAGGUCCAGCAUUCAAAUGCCAAGAACGCUGUGCUGUUUGAGGCCAUCAGCCUGAUCAUCCACCAUGACAGUGAGCCAAACUUGCUUGUCCGUGCCUGCAACCAACUGGGCCAGUUCCUGCAGCACCGAGAGACAAACCUGCGCUACCUGGCUCUGGAGAGCAUGUGCACGCUGGCCAGCUCUGAGUUCUCUCAUGAGGCCGUCAAGACCCACAUUGAGACUGUCAUCAAUGCCUUGAAGACGGAACGAGACGUGAGUGUGCGGCAGCGGGCGGUGGAUCUGCUCUACGCCAUGUGUGACCGCAGCAAUGCCCAGCAGAUUGUGGCUGAGAUGCUGAGCUACCUAGAGACGGCUGACUAUUCCAUCCGAGAGGAAAUUGUGCUGAAGGUGGCCAUCCUGGCUGAGAAGUAUGCAGUGGACUACACUUGGUAUGUGGACACCAUCCUCAACCUCAUCCGCAUUGCAGGGGACUAUGUGAGCGAAGAGGUGUGGUACCGUGUCAUCCAGAUUGUCAUCAACCGUGAUGAUGUACAGGGUUAUGCUGCCAAAACGGUGUUUGAGGCAUUGCAGGCUCCAGCGUGUCAUGAGAACUUGGUCAAAGUGGGCGGCUACAUCCUGGGGGAGUUUGGAAACUUGAUAGCUGGGGACCCACGAUCCAGCCCUCUGAUCCAGUUCAACCUGCUCCACUCCAAGUUCCACUUGUGCAGCGUCCCCACCCGGGCACUCCUGCUAUCCACCUACAUCAAGUUCGUGAACCUCUUUCCAGAGGUAAAGGCUACCAUUCAGGACGUGCUGCGCAGUGACAGCCAGCUGAAGAACGCAGACGUGGAGCUGCAGCAGCGGGCUGUGGAGUACCUGCGGCUGAGCACUGUUGCCAGCACUGACAUCCUGGCAACUGUCCUGGAAGAAAUGCCACCCUUCCCUGAGCGAGAAUCCUCCAUCUUGGCCAAGCUGAAGAAGAAGAAGGGCCCGAGCACAGUGACUGAUCUGGAGGAGACCAAGCGUGAGCGAAGCAUAGAUGUGAACGGGGGCCCUGAGCCUGUUCCAGCCAGCACCAGUGCUGCGUCUACACCUUCUCCGUCAGCAGACCUGCUGGGUCUGGGGGCCGUUCCCCCUGCUCCCACAGGCCCUCCUCCCUCCUCUGGCGGUGGGCUACUGGUGGACGUGUUCUCAGACUCAGCUUCGGCAGUUGCACCUCUUGCACCCGGCUCUGAAGACAACUUUGCCAGGUUUGUUUGUAAAAACAAUGGUGUAUUGUUUGAAAACCAGCUGCUUCAAAUUGGACUUAAGUCAGAAUUUCGGCAAAAUUUAGGCCGAAUGUUCAUAUUUUAUGGUAACAAGACCUCUACACAGUUCCUAAACUUCACUCCAACACUAAUCUGUGCUGACGACCUUCAGGCUAAUCUGAACCUGCAGACCAAGCCUGUGGACCCAACGGUGGAUGGGGGUGCUCAGGUGCAACAGGUGGUCAACAUUGAGUGUAUAUCUGAUUUCACAGAGGCUCCUGUCCUCAACAUCCAGUUCAGGUAUGGUGGAACCUUCCAGAAUGUGUCUGUUAAGCUUCCCAUUACUCUCAACAAAUUUUUCCAGCCCACAGAAAUGGCUUCUCAGGAUUUCUUUCAGCGUUGGAAGCAGUUGAGCAAUCCACAGCAAGAAGUGCAGAAUAUCUUCAAAGCAAAGCAUCCGAUGGAUACAGAGAUCACUAAAGCAAAGAUUAUUGGAUUUGGUUCUGCACUUCUUGAGGAAGUUGAUCCAAACCCUGCAAAUUUUGUGGGUGCUGGCAUAAUACAUACCAAAACCACCCAGAUCGGCUGCUUGCUGCGCCUGGAGCCAAAUCUGCAAGCUCAGAUGUACCGACUCACCCUGCGGACCAGCAAAGACACCGUCUCUCAGAGGCUAUGUGAAUUGCUGUCGGAACAGUUCUAAUCCACAGACCAGAAGAUCAGGCUUUUUGUUUGUGCGUCUCUCUCGUCUGUACUGUUUGUCUUUGUACCACACUGCAGAUAAACACCCCUGUCUGAAAACUGCCACUCAAGGCCCUUCCAGUCCUGCACCUACAGCCAGCCCCUGGGUGUGGAGGACAUGCAGGACACAGUUUGAGAAGGGCUGCAGCAGGCCUGCCCCAUCAAAGAAGGGUGCCUGGGCCUGGAAAAUCAAGGCAGCCCUAUGGGUCAACCUACAAAUUAAAGGGAAAUUAGAAGUUUGAACGAAAGUGGAAAUUUUGUUCAACUUUUAUUAAAAUGCCACUGGCUUAAUCUCA
Acomys russatus (golden spiny mouse) is the source of this 3290-nucleotide messenger RNA. RefSeq names its product adaptor related protein complex 2 subunit alpha 2 (gene Ap2a2). The coding region runs from base 137 to 2956 and encodes 939 amino acids. Gene Ontology annotation, biological process: clathrin-dependent endocytosis; intracellular protein transport. The record is from RefSeq and is a predicted model, not a curated record. Lineage: Eukaryota; Metazoa; Chordata; Mammalia; Rodentia; Muridae. The transcript is spliced from 22 exons. Gene Ontology annotation, molecular function: clathrin-cargo adaptor activity. Gene Ontology annotation, cellular component: AP-2 adaptor complex; membrane coat.